Messenger RNA from Lactuca saligna, 807 nucleotides. The record is from the annotation of a GenBank genome assembly. NCBI's taxonomy places the organism in Eukaryota, Viridiplantae, Streptophyta, Magnoliopsida, Asterales, Asteraceae.
AUGAUGGAGGAGCUGUUUACUGCUCCACAGCCAAAUGUUUCCACUAAUUCUCAAAUUCUCAAACCCUCACCACCGGCGCCACCGUCUUCCGCCACCAAUACUCCAAACUCCUCGGAAAACCAUCAUCUGAGAUGCCCACGAUGCGAUUCCUCCAACACAAAGUUCUGUUACUACAACAACUACAACCUCACUCAGCCACGCUACUUCUGCAAGACUUGCCGACGUUACUGGACUAAAGGUGGAGCCCUCCGUAACGUUCCCAUCGGCGGUGGCUGCCGGAAAAACAAGGGAACCACCAUAGCAGCUGCUUUAGCAAACCAUAAUAUUUCCAACACCUCAAAGCUGAAGGCGGUUCUUUCUUCCGAGCUCGGAAAAACAGGAUUCAUGAACGGGUUUCAGCAUUCCGACCCGAUCUUUUGGGCUAGCUUACCUCAAACCUCUCAUCUUCUUCCCUUACUAAGACCCACACAAAACCCUAACCCUAAUUUUGCGUUAAACCCAGUCACCCACACAAACACGUUCAGUUCAUCUUGGAGAAACAGUCAAACGGAGCAAAAUCAACGUGAGGAAAACGGAGGGAUUAUAAACACAGGAAACAAUCUUAAUCUAGGUCGAAUGUAUCAACGGUUAAGAUCAUUUCCAUCAAACUAUAAUUACCAUCAUGAUCAUCAAACACCACCUGUGAUGAAUACUUUAUCUUCAUCUGUAAUGGAGUCUGCUCCUGCUGUUGCAAAUGGUGAGCCGGGUUUAUGGAAUCCGACACUUCCAUGGUCGGAUCUGCUGUUAACCAACGCUGCAUAUCGUUAA